This is a messenger RNA of Acanthamoeba castellanii str. Neff, 378 nucleotides long. RefSeq lists its product as uncharacterized. Bases 1 to 378 code for a protein of 125 amino acids. The record is from RefSeq and is a predicted model, not a curated record. The transcript has 2 exons. Lineage: Eukaryota; Discosea; Longamoebia; Acanthamoebidae.
AUGAAGGUCGCCCUCUUCGCCAUCGUCCUCCUCGCCGCGGUUCUCGCCCUGGCCCACGCCGCCUUCAUCCCCAAGGACAUCGACGUCGCGUCGCUCGACCCCCACCACGCCAAGGUCCUCCUCGCCCUCGCCCAGCACAAGUGCGCCAACGCCAGCGAGGCCGAGUGCCGUGCCUUCUUCGAGCCCGCCCCCUUCGAUCAUUGCUGCAAGGUCUGGGACAACGUCAAGUGCGGUGAGAAGAUCUACAAGUGCGUGAAGGACUGCCAGCAUGGUCUUCAGGACUGCAUCACCUGCCUCGGCCCGAUGUGGGACAAGUGCUGCUGCUGCCUCGACAACGCCGGCAUCCACGGCCUUCCGUGCCCUUCGUGCUGUGCCUAA